CCGCUCUGCCCGCAGGAAGGGCCGCCCGCCCCGGCCAGUUCUGGGACGUGGUGGCGGUGACGGCCGCGGACGCGGAGCAGGCGCUGGGCUACCGGCAGCAGCUGGCCGGGAAGCUGAGCCGGGAGGAGCUGCCGCUGGGCACCCGCUACCAUGUGUUCGUGGAUCCGCCCGGACCGAAAAUCGGAAAUGGUGGGUCAACACUUCACGUUCUUCGAUGCUUGGAAGAUCUAUAUGGUGAUAAAUGGACUACUUUUACUGUGCUGCUAAUUCAUUCUGGUGGUUACAGUCAACGUUUACCAAAUGCAAGUGCCCUCGGAAAGAUUUUCACAGCUUUGCCUUUUGGUGACCCCAUUUACCAGAUGUUGGAACUGAAGCUUGCCAUGUACAUUGAUUUCCCCAGUCACAUGAAACCGGGAAUUCUCGUUACGUGUUCAGAUGACAUCGAACUUUACAGCACUGGGGUUACGGAGACGGUCGCGUUUGAUAAACCUGGAUUUACCGCCUUAGCUCACCCGUCGGAUCUGACCGUCGGGACCACGCACGGAGUGUUUGUUUUAGAUCCAUCCAGUUUUUCAGGAAAAGGAGGGCUCGAAUACACGUCUUGCCGUCGUUUCCUGCACAAGCCGGCUGUUGAGACGAUGCGCCGCUGCGGCGCAGUAUGCGUGAGACGGAACUGUCCUCAGCCAAGUUCCUCCGGAGACCACAGUGACUCAGAAAUGGACUCGGAGUGUGUGUAUACAGACAGCAUAUUUUACAUGGAUCAUAGCAUUGCAAAGCAAUUACUGAUGUUUUAUAAGCAGAUGGGCACUCUUUGCUGUGAAAUAGAUGCAUAUGGUGACUUCCUCCAGGCCCUGGGACCCGGGGCUACUCAGGAUUACACAAAAAACACCAGUAACGUCACAAAAGAGGAAUCGCAGUUGGUAGAAGUUCGGCAGAAGCUCUACUCUCUCCUGAAGGGAACUGCGCUUAACGUUAUAGUCUUAAACAACUCCAAGUUCUAUCACAUUGGAACUACUCAAGAGUAUUUGCUUCAUUUGGCAUCUGACAGCAAACUGAAAUUUGAGCUCAACUUACAGCCUGUGGCUUUUAGUAUCUUUUGUGGCAAAGGCGAGACCUUGACUCAGUCAGCAAGUAUCAUCCAAAGCGUGCUGGAGCCCGGGUGUCUCAUAGGGCCAGGAUCCGUUAUUGAGUACUCUAGAAUUGGACCUGAAGUCUCUGUAGGGGAGAACAGCAUUAUUAGUGGAUCACACAUAAAUUGGAAAGUAGACAUACCUGCAAACUGUUUUCUGAGUUCAUUAAGUAUCAAAAUGAACAAUCAAGUAAAGUAUGCAAGUAUGGUGUUCGGUGUAGAAGACGACCUGAAAAAGAGUGUGAAAUUGCUGUCAGAUAUACAUUCACUCCAGUUUUUUGGAGUCAGCUUACUAGAGUGCUUGGACCUCUGGGGUAUGAAGGUUUCAGACCAGCUCUUCUCCAGCGAGAGCACACGUUUGGGGCUGUGGACUGCUAGGAUUUUUCCUGUUUGUUCUACUUUAAGUGAAUCAGUUAGAAUGUCAUUAAAAAUGUUAAGUUCUGUGCAGCACAUGUCAGCUUUUAUAUUGAAUGGCUUUAAGCUCUUGUCUGUUGAAGAAAUGCUCACCUACAAAGAUGUAGAAGACAUGUUGAAGUUUAGGAAGCAACUUUAUGACAAAAUCCAUCUACAAAGACAAAAAGAGAAGUCUUGA
Molecule: messenger RNA, 1721 nt
Organism: Antrostomus carolinensis (chuck-will's-widow)
Lineage: Eukaryota; Metazoa; Chordata; Aves; Caprimulgiformes; Caprimulgidae
Gene: FPGT
Product: fucose-1-phosphate guanylyltransferase
Exons: 3
Molecular function (GO): transferase activity, transferring phosphorus-containing groups
Source: RefSeq, a predicted model, not a curated record